AUGACGCUGCUUAUCGCUGCCCCCUGGGGAAGGUCGCGAUGCAAUUGCUUUAAAUUUGGCGCAUCUGCCGCCGAUUGCAGCACUCUCGCGAUGAACGGCUGCUAUAACACAAUAAAGUACACGGGCCUGCUCUCCAAUCUGCUCUAUAUGCUUUUGGGCAUAGGAGUGAUGUCUGGAGCAGGAUUGGGGCUGCAAGUGGCAGAGCCCAAUACCCCAGAACACACGUACUUCGUCAAGAGUCUGGUGCUGGGCGGAACCAUCUGCAUGAUAGUGAUGUUCGGAUGCUAUGGCAUGGUCUGCAACUUGCUCUGCGUGAAUCUGAUUUUCACGGUGUUCAUACUGAUUGCUCUGGCAGCGGAGUACCUUCAGCUGCACCACUACCACACGCCGUCUCUCAAGAGCUCGGGUGGCGCCUGGCAGCAGCUGGAACUGGCCUGGCAUGGCCUGGACCGAGAUCCGGAGCUGAUGCACCAGUACGAGGCCGCGAAGCACUGCUGCGGCUACAACGGCGCCGACGAUUACAAGCGCCUGCAUCUGCUAGUGCCGGCGAGCUGUUAUCAGGCCACUGCCAAUGACACCGCCCAGCAGAUCUACCCAAGCGGCUGCCUGGAGACGCUCAACCAUAGCCAGCGGUACAUUCAGCAGCGCGAUAAGCUGUACAUGUGGGCCAUCGUUGGCCUUGAGAUCUUCAUACUGCUGCAAACGGUGGCUCUCAGUGUGCUCCUCUUCAGGCUGCGCCAGCGGCAGCGAAUCGCUCGAAGACAGGUGCCACCAGGUGUGCGGCGGGAACCGCGCUCCAACCAUGUGUCCGCCAGUCGAGCCCAGCUACUCCACGACGCCUGAUCGAAGAUCUUAUCGAGUGUGCUUGUUUAUUGUACUUCCAAGUGGCAAUUGCUUAUGUAUAAAUGUCAUGGUUGGUCAGUAGGUGUAAAGACGAGUCUUGUUGGUCAGCUGGCAGCAUAAGGUGAUGCCCAAGACGAUGCCCACAAGCUGUAAUGGAGGAAGGAGAGUGUUAAGAGUUAUUCACGAUUUAUCACCGAUACAAUUAUUAUUUAAUAAGGAAAAUGUUUAUUAAUAUGGAUAGUAUAAGAGAUUUCAUUGUCGGAUAUUACUAAAACUUUAAUUUUCUUAGGAUUCGCGUAUGAGCCUAAUCUAUUUUUGACUUUGUAAAAAUAUCUGGAAAACCAAUUAUCAUUAAAAAAACUAAAAAUUUAGCAAACUAUAUAAAACUAAAUUCCAAUAACUAUUAAUUAAAAUAUGACAAUUAUAGGAUUAAGUUUAAGAACUUGUUUGGCCUUCAUUUAGACAAUAUUGCCCAACAAAAUUUUGUCAGGCUGCCAAAGUUCAAGCUGUGGAUUUUUCAAAGACAAUUUUAAAAUAAAUAUUGCACGAGAUUUUUAAAAAAUGAUAA
This is a messenger RNA of Drosophila biarmipes, 1411 nucleotides long. Its product is annotated as protein late bloomer. Lineage: Eukaryota; Metazoa; Arthropoda; Insecta; Diptera; Drosophilidae. The record is from RefSeq and is a predicted model, not a curated record. The transcript has 4 exons. Gene Ontology annotation, cellular component: membrane. Bases 1 to 843 code for a protein of 280 amino acids.